UGAACAGGCAAAUAUUAAUCGUGCCAACUAGAUGCUGAAUAUUAUAUAAAUGACAUAACGCACUAUAAGUUAUGAAUGGUUAAUAUACAAAAAUGGAUUUUCAAAACUGACUUUUAUUAUGCGAAUACAAAUGUGAAGAUUAAACAGUUUUUAUUUUUUAAUAAAAUAGAUAGAUACAAACUUAACUAUAAACUUAUAAACUGCUACAAAAACGAUUGAUAUGGCAUAAAUACUAUUCUAUUCAAUUUGUCAUUUGAAUUCUUUUCUCUCAAUUUUUAUUUCAUGUCCACGUUUCGUGACAACAACUGGAAUAUUUAUGACAAUCAAAAGAAAUUCUUUCAAUCAUGACGGAGGAAUUAAAGCUCAAAAUCGUUGAUAAGAUACUAACAAUAUACCCACCCAUAUUAUUAAGCGUUGGACUUACAGGCAACAUUUUAUCCGUGAUCGUUUUGGCACAGGCAAGUACUAGAAAAACUUCUACUGGUUUUAUGUUGAUAUUCCUGACAGUUACCGACACAUUGAUUCUCAUAUAUUCCGUUCUUGUGCGAUGGCUGAACCAUAUGUUUGAGAUAAAUUUAAAGACAUCUUCAAAUGGUGCGUGCAGAUUUCAUAUGUUUAUUUCAUAUUUUCUGUUUCAACUGUCACCGUGGAUUCUUGUGCUUGUAACAGUCGAACGAGUGUUCAGUGUGAAAUAUCCGCACAGAGUGAGGGAUGUUUUUACAAGAAGAAGGGUAAUUAUUAGUCUGUUCAUCCUUGUUUUGGUUCUUGGUAGUGUGAAUGCCCAUCUUAUUUAUGGAUAUGAACAUGUUUAUAAAGAUAUAUAUGAAGCAUACUACUGUACAGCGAGUAGCAAUUAUGAAAAUUUCAUGUUUAAAUACUGGACAUGGAUUGAUUUUGUCCUUGCAUUCGUCAUUCCAUUUUGCGUGCUUCUUUGUGGUAACAUAAUGGUUAUACACAAGCUCAAAUUGAGUGAAAGGUUUCAAAAAGCAAGCACGAUUACAACACAAAGCGGACAGGAACCCAGAGGCAACUUAAAUCGGCGAGGAAACAAUACGGCGUCUAAUUUCACAAUAACCGCAGUCAUAUUGAAUAUAACAUUCUCCUGUUUGGUCUCUCCCUUUUCAAUCUUUGCAAUUGGACAGCCAUAUUGGUUUCCACACAAAACACUAUCAUCAGAAGAAAUAGUAAACUUAACGCUUAUUGGGACAGUAUUACUUAUGUUACUACAUACAAAUAGUGCAAUUAACUUUGUACUCUACAUUUUUUGUGGGUCAAAGUUUAGGAGAGAUUUUAUGAAUAUAUUUUGUAAGCGACAAAGAUCAAUGUCUGAAACUAUGCUGGGCACGCAGAGCUUUCCUUCGCAAUCUCUGAGCACAAUAAACUAUUAAAGCGUGACAUUCUUUCGAUUACACACAAUUUAAUGCUCUCUUUAUAUUUGAAAUAUCAAUAGCUAAAAUAAAUUCAGA
Ruditapes philippinarum (Manila clam) is the source of this 1466-nucleotide messenger RNA. RefSeq names its product probable G-protein coupled receptor 139. Gene Ontology annotation, biological process: G protein-coupled receptor signaling pathway. The coding region runs from base 345 to 1388 and encodes 347 amino acids. The record is from RefSeq and is a predicted model, not a curated record. Gene Ontology annotation, cellular component: plasma membrane. The transcript has a single exon. Gene Ontology annotation, molecular function: G protein-coupled receptor activity. NCBI's taxonomy places the organism in Eukaryota, Metazoa, Mollusca, Bivalvia, Venerida, Veneridae.